Molecule: messenger RNA, 1574 nt
Organism: Ziziphus jujuba (common jujube)
Lineage: Eukaryota; Viridiplantae; Streptophyta; Magnoliopsida; Rosales; Rhamnaceae
Product: RHOMBOID-like protein 8
Exons: 6
Coding region: 232-1407 (391 amino acids)
Biological process (GO): proteolysis
Cellular component (GO): membrane
Molecular function (GO): serine-type endopeptidase activity
Source: RefSeq, a predicted model, not a curated record
AAAAUGAAAACAUAGCCGAAUCCUUACACUCACCACUUCAAAGAUUUCCCGCCAGGACUAACCGUCUUCCUUCCCUACGUACUCCCCACAUAAACUGAACCAACUGAAGCUUUUGGACCUUUAUUCUUCACCUCUCCCUCUCUCUCUCUCUCUCGCCUCAAAAAACUACUUUUUUUUUUUUGCAAGACCCAUUUUUUUUUUUUUUGUUUCACUUUGUUGCAGAGAACAUCAAUGGCGGACGCUUCAAAUUUCCAAACCCAGAUCGAAAUCAAAGACCCAACACCCUCAACUCCACCACCACCACCACCACCACCAUUCGCCACCGAAUUUCCUCCUGAAAACGUCCCAAAAACGAAGGUUCCUUUCUUCAAAUCGCGCUACAGGAGACGCCGAGGUGAUACCUGGCUCAUCUCCGUCUUCGUCAUCCUCCAUAUCAUCGCCUUCGUUUCCACUAUGGUAGUCAACGACUGCUCGCGGAGAUCUUACGGUGACUGUGCGUUGAAAGCCCUUGGAAGGUUUUCUUUUCAACCCUUAUCGGAAAACCCUCUCCUCGGUCCUGCUGCGUCAACCCUAGACAAUAUGGGAGCUCUUCGGCGGAAAGAACAUCUUCAAACUUGGCGUCUUUUCACAUUUUCAUGUCUGCAUGCUGGAGUAAUCCACCUUGUUAUCAACCUCUUCAGUGUUGUUUUUAUAGGGAUUCACAUGGAGCAAGAGUUCGGUCCAUUAAGGGUUGGGAUAAUCUAUGUGCUUUCUGCUUUUGCUGGUACACUGGUGGCCGCACUUUUUGUUGAAAAAACUCCAGAAGUCGGUUCUUCUGGAGCUUUAUAUGGAUUGCUUGGAGCUAUGCUUUCUGGGCUGAUUCGAUACUGGAGAAUGUACACCAAUAAGUUUGCAGCUCUGGCAACACUUUUCUUUGUUUGCAUUAUCAAUUUUUCACUUGGUUUACUUCCAUAUAUCGACAAUUUUUCAAGCGUGGGAGGUUUUUUAUCCGGAUUCCUUCUUGGGUUUGUACUAUUGUUCAGCCCUCAGAUCAAUCAAGUUUCUCAAACCAAAGGCGGUCUCUUUGAAUACAGUAUCAAAACCUCUAUCAAAUUAAAGCUAAAAGAGAAACUAGACAGGCCAUCUCUUAGGAUUGUCUCCCUUCUUCUCUUCAGCCUUUUAGUUGCUGGAUGUCUAGUAGCAGUUAUACGUGACAUUAACAUGAACCAGUACUGCCAAUGGUGUCGAUAUGUUGACUGUGUUCCUCUGGAAGAGUGGAGCUGCAGAGAUAAAGUAACUUCUUGUGAGACCAUGGUUAGCAAUGAACAGUUGACUUUGACUUGCUUGGGCAACGGGCACUACAGGGUUUUUCCUUUCACCAACAUGUCAGAAUCGAGGAUCAAUGACUUGUGCAGUGUGAUAUGCUGAUGAAUUUUUCUUUUUUUCUUUUUUUUUUAAAAAAAGCUAGCUUUUAACUCUGUUUUGUCUGUCAAUUCUUUGAUGACCUGGAAGAUGCUGUAACAUAACGCUAGCUUUUUAUCAAUAGCCCCAUUGAUGGCUUAUUCAGUUGCAAGCUAUAUAUGUUUUUGACAUUC